CUGGAUGUAGAGUAUAUUAAAAGCUUACCAGGUUUAUUGAAAGUUGCUGAAAUUGUAAGUAUCAAAACUUAUGUCCUAAAAAACACAAUAAUACUGUUUACAUCACUGAUGUAACAGUUUUGAAAAAACUGCUAUAAUGCCAUUUUACAGCAGAUCAUAGGGUCAAGCAAGAAGCAAGACAAGACACCUGCAUUCAUCUAGAUUUUAAUGAUUAUGUAUAGUUGGCAGAAGCUAUGCACUUGAGUGCUCUGCUUCUCGGGAGUCUGAAAAAUUAUGCUAAAAAUACAGUUGAACCUUCGCUUAGCAGUCACCCUUAGGAAUACAGGCAAUUGGUCGCUUAAUGGAGGUUAGCCACUUAGUAGAGGUUCGUCAUAAUUAAGGCAUAAUUUUUAGCAGAAAUAUCACUUUGUUUUGGAACAAACAGACGAUGGGUUCAGCAUUACUGGUCCACAAUCAGAUGUCACCUUCUAUAUAUCUUGCUCUGUAUUUUCCUUCAUUAUAUUUUCAAAAUAAAGCCAUUUAAACUAAUUGUAUCAAGUGCUUAAUGGCGACUUAAUAAAGUUGACAACAAUAGUAGAAUUUUUUUUAGGAUGGCCAGUCGGUGGCUAGCUGCGACCACCUUGAUGGAGAUGCUUGCUUAUAUAGUAGAGGGCUAAUUAUUGUACAAUAUUAUUCCUUUCUACAAAGUUUUCAGGACUUUGAUUACUGGUUGUUUUAUAGAGGGUGGCUGCUAAAUGGAUCAGGUUCAACAGUAACUGUCAUGUAUAACCAGCAGUGAUUCUGUUAUCUUUCAGCUUUGUCUCCUUAUUGCUUUUGCCUCACUUUCUGGAUUUACUUUACACUUCAAAGAUGAGUUGUAUGGUGGCAGAUUUGAUUUCUUUUACUUCGCGACUAUUACACCAUGGUUACUGGUCAUCAUAAUUUAUGUACUUUUUGCGUUGAGGCUGCAUGAGAGACUUGCCAAUAUCAACUGGGACUUUGUUGUAAGUACAAGUGAGAUUAAAAGUUUCAUUUGGUCAUGUCUUUAUUAUGAAAAAAUACAUGCUAAACUAUCAACUCAAAUUUCACUUGACCAAGCCAAAAAACAGUAAGAAUUAAAAAGCUUAGUGAGUCAACACCUUAUUAAAAAUAGUUUGUAUUUGAAUACUUUUUGUUAUUAAAAUACAUGGCAUUUGUACAUUAAUUUUAAAACUUAAUGAAUGGUCAUAUGUUUCCAACAGAUGACCAUUUUCUCCCCUGUCGUGGCAUUUUUGUUACUUGUUUCUUCCGCACUUGUCCUGGAUGCCGCCAUUUAUUUUAGACGAAAUGAAAAGGAGUUCAAGGAUGGAGUUUUCGUGAUUUGUGAAAAAGAACCUUGUGGCAAUGUUGAAGCAGCUGGA
Porites evermanni is the source of this 1379-nucleotide messenger RNA. The record is from the annotation of a GenBank genome assembly. Lineage: Eukaryota; Metazoa; Cnidaria; Anthozoa; Scleractinia; Poritidae.